AACAGUGGACCCCCGCACCCCACCAAACCAACCCAAACCAUGAUGCAGUGCACUCCGCUCCUACAGUGCACAUCCAGCCCCUCCUGAGUAAUACUCCCUCACGCUCACUCUACAAGUAUAUCCUCACACAAUGGGCACCAGCAGCAAUCCCAAUCCAGCAUCCCAACCCCAAAUAAUCGACGACAAAACCCCGCACAUCCUCCCAUUUAUCCUACAUCACCUAAGCAUCCACCAAAAAACCCACGCGACAAGACCCUUCAUCAUCGGACUCAAUGGAAUUCAAGGAGCGGGAAAAACCACUCUCGUAAAUACGCUUUAUGAAAUUCUUACUCGAGAUCAUGGACUGGAGACGUUGGUAUUGAGUAUUGAUGAUUUGUAUUUGACGAGGGAGGAUCAGGAGAAAUUGGCGAGGGAAAAUGAGGAGAAUAGAUUGGUGAAGUUUAGAGGGGAACCGGGUAUGUAAAUAUAUUUAUUUUAGUCUAUUAUUUAUUCUAUCUCUUCUAUUUACAUUUGAGAUUACAACAACAGCCCCAGCCUACCCUCCACAAACAAGCCAGGCUAACCCUCAACCCGCAACCAGGCACCCACGACAUCCCCCUAGCCCACGCCCUCUUCACCUCCCUCCUCCAAUCCCCCCCAAGCGCAACCCGUAUCCCCAUCUACGACAAAUCCCUACACUCUGGCCUCGGCGACCGCAGCCCAAACUACCACAUCGUAAACGAUACAACACAAAACCAAAAACCCAUCCAAAUAAUCAUCUUCGAAGGCUGGUGCGUCGGUUUCCGCUCACUCCCGCAAUCAAUCAUCUCCGAAAAACAGCAACACAGUCUAUCCCUCCCCGCAACCUCCACCUCCACCUCCACCUCCACCUCCACCUCCCCCGCCAAAACCCAAACCUACACCUACACCACUCUCCGCGACCACCCCCUCUCCUCCCUCCUCUUCAUCAACCAAAAACUCCAAGCCUACGACACCAUAACAAACACAUUCAACAUCUUCAUCCACCUCGACGCGCAAGACACGCAAUACGUGUACGAAUGGAGAAAAGAGCAAGAAGAAGCUUUGCGACGGGAAAAGGGUUCCGGAAUGACAGAUGAACAGGUAAAAGAAUUUGUCGACGCUUAUUAUCCCGCGUAUGAAUUAUUUCUCGAUGGAGUGCGAGGGGAUUUUAAAGGAAGGAAGCUGAAGGGAAAGAGGAAGGGGAAUGGGGGGGGAAGCAGUUGCGGUUGGUAGUCGGGAAGGAUAGGAGGGUGGUGGAUGUAGAGAAGAUUUGAUGAGUGACAAAUGUGUGGUUGGGUUUGAGUUUGAGGUAGGUUUUGGGCUUGAGAUCGCUUGACUAGAAUUAGAUGUGAGAUGUGAAGGGGAGUGUGACUUGAAAAUCAUUGAGACCAUACAUACCUACCAACCUACCUACCUAAUCAUAACCUUAAUCAUGGCUGCCAAAU
Molecule: messenger RNA, 1445 nt
Organism: Sclerotinia trifoliorum
Lineage: Eukaryota; Fungi; Ascomycota; Leotiomycetes; Helotiales; Sclerotiniaceae
Source: the annotation of a GenBank genome assembly